Solanum lycopersicum (tomato) is the source of this 1048-nucleotide messenger RNA. RefSeq lists its product as uncharacterized. The record is from RefSeq and is a predicted model, not a curated record. Lineage: Eukaryota; Viridiplantae; Streptophyta; Magnoliopsida; Solanales; Solanaceae.
UCCCUUUGUUCCCUACUUCCCCGCACCCUUAUACGACAAACCUUAUUUUUCUCUUUUCCACUAUAUUUUUACACAUUCAAAAUCACCAUUAAUUUAUUUUAUUGGAUACAUUAAAUCAACAAAUUCAUCAAAAAAAAUUUUAUAAUUCACAUAAAAAAAAAUUAAUUCUCCAGCUUUUUCGGAGAGGGGUAAUUUAUUUCCAUUUUGAAGAUCUAAUAAAUCUUCUUCCCCCACUCCGAAAAUAUCAUCAUCCUUAUGAAAUCGAAUUUUUUCGAAAAAAAUUAAAAUUAAAAAUUUUUUUAAAAAAAUUAAUUAAAAUUAGGGCAUGACGAGACCAAUAAUCAUACCUUCGCCUCCGUUACUGUCUCUGGAUAAACGGCAGCCGCUAUUAUCGAGUAACGAUUCAUCGCGCGGCGUCGUACGCGGUAGCAGCAGCAGCAGCGGCGGUGGGAGUGUUGUUCGGAGAUCGCGAUUAGCGGAGGUCGCCGGCGGUACGACGGCGGAAUGUGCGGCGGUGGCGUGUUGUUGUCCUUGCGGGAUAGCGAAUUUGUUGGUUCUAGCGGUGUAUAAGGUUCCGGCUGGACUUUGUAGAAAGGCUUUGAGGAAAAAUCGCCGGGAUCGGUUGAUGAAAAAGGGGCUUUUGCCGGCGACGGGAAGUGGACAUUGUAGCUGUGAUGAAAUGGAGCUUCAUGCUUACCAGAUUUCUAGUCCGAUUGCGAUGGUCGGCGCCGGCGCCGGAAACCUAGCAACCGAUAAGGAUGCUUUGGAGCUGGAGAAGGAAAUGUGGGAUAAGUUUUACGGUACUGGGUUCUGGAGGAGCCCAUCUCAACGAAGUGAAAUGUAACGGCUUGGGAUGAAUUAAUGUGUAUAGGUGGUUGAAUGAAGAAGAGGGAGAAGUUGUUCUAUUUUUUUUAAAAAAAAAUCUUGUAAACUCUCUUUGUAAUUAAAAACUCUUGUAUCCACCAAGCAAUCCUUGUAUUAUAUUCUUCAAUUUCUUUGUCAUAUUUUCAUUUCAAGAAUCGAAAUCAAGUAUAUUGUUCAAUUCCAA